Molecule: messenger RNA, 784 nt
Organism: Symbiodinium necroappetens
Lineage: Eukaryota; Dinophyceae; Suessiales; Symbiodiniaceae
Source: the annotation of a GenBank genome assembly
GCGCACCGAGUUCGAAGGGGAAGCGCAGUGGCGCGACAAGUUUCAAUGGAAUCCAUUGGUCUUCCCACCCGCCAUGCCCAGCGCAACAUGCACUGUGUGCAUGCCUUUGCAAGCUCCAAUCCGUGUCUUUGAUGGUUCUGGGCACGUGUCUGGGCACGUGAGCGAUGGCCUCCAAGUUGGCAUUACCGUCAUGGCCAGAGUCACGGGUAGUGCUGGCAACAUGCUCAAGUUCCUGUCCCAAACCGAUUUGCUAGUCUUGCUGCUUGGGUACUAUUGCGACCUUCGCCGGAUGAUAGGGCAUGGACACCUGCAUGAUGCCCACAGCGGCAACAUCCUCGUUGUCAUGGACGAGGCCACGGGCGAGUACAGUUUUCGUUGGCAUGAUUUUGGCGAAUCCUUCCAGGUAACCCAGCCCCCAGCAAGGCUUGCAGAAUUAAGCAAACAUGUGGAAGACUUCUUUGACCUAGUCGUGGAUGCCGUGCGAGUUUACGACAACAUUCUGGCCACCAACCUGAUCAAAAAGAAAUCACGAUGUGCGUUCGAAAAAGUGCGCGAUGCACAAGGAUGCCUUCAAAUGCAGGCCUACGAUCUGGCCCAUGUUGUCUUGACUUCAUCGAGCCUGGACUCGAGUCAGAUCGACAACGUCUGGGGCAAAAUCUCCCAUGGUUUCCUGAGGGAGGAUGCAGAGCGACUGCAUGCAGAGAGACUCAUUUCUAUGAGGGAGGCUGCCUUGCAGUCAGGCCCCAGAGUUUGGGUGAGAGAACUGCGCUUUGUCCGGCGCUGA